AUGGACGUCUUCAAGAAGGGCUUCUCCAUUGCCAAGGAGGGCGUGGUGGGUGCCGUGGAGAAGACCAAGCAGGGGGUGACAGAAGCAGCUGAGAAGACCAAGGAGGGGGUCAUGUAUGUGGGAGCCAAGACCAAGGAGGGGGUUGUGCAGAGCGUGACCUCAGUGGCUGAGAAGACCAAGGAGCAGGCCAACGCCGUGAGCGAGGCCGUGGUCAGCAGCGUCAACACCGUGGCCGUCAAGACCGUGGAGGAGGCAGAGAACAUCGCGGUCACCGCCGGGGUGGUGCGCAAGGAGGACUUGGAACCACCUGCACCUGCACAGGAGGAUAAAACAGCCAAGGAGGAUGAGGAAGUGGCUGAAGAGGCCAAGAGUGGAGGAGACUAGAGGGCUGCAUGUCAGUAGCGGAGGCCCUGAGGGCACCUGUCUGCCUUGGACCCCACCUCCUCCCAGUACAAGGAGUGCCAGC
Messenger RNA from Cynocephalus volans (Philippine flying lemur), 466 nucleotides. RefSeq names its product synuclein gamma (gene SNCG). Gene Ontology annotation, molecular function: cuprous ion binding. The record is from RefSeq and is a predicted model, not a curated record. Gene Ontology annotation, cellular component: axon terminus; neuronal cell body; cytoplasm. The transcript has 5 exons. Lineage: Eukaryota; Metazoa; Chordata; Mammalia; Dermoptera; Cynocephalidae. Gene Ontology annotation, biological process: synapse organization; synaptic vesicle endocytosis; chemical synaptic transmission. The coding region runs from base 1 to 384 and encodes 127 amino acids.